This is a messenger RNA of Caenorhabditis angaria, 2379 nucleotides long. NCBI's taxonomy places the organism in Eukaryota, Metazoa, Nematoda, Chromadorea, Rhabditida, Rhabditidae. The record is from the annotation of a GenBank genome assembly.
AUGUACAGUCUUCUACUAUUCGUUUUCUGUCUAAAAUCAAUUUUCGCCUGCAAUCUUACCCUUUCUGGCACUUUUCCUCAAACUCUGCAAAUCCCGCCAAAUUGCAAUCAAAACAUCCCAAUCCAGUCAGAAAAAUCGAUAGAGUUAGAAAUUCUCUGUGGAGCAAGUUUGGAUAUAUCUCUCAUAGUCAAUUUUGAUGGGGAAAAUCAAGUGAUUUAUCAUUCGAGUGUAUAUACAGAUUGUGAACGACAUAAAAAGAAUUCGACAAUUUGGAGGGCUCCAAAAAAUACCGGGAUAAUUAUUAGAACGCAAGCUCAACUUUCAACUAAUGAGGAUCAGGAUGAGAAUUCUGUAGAAACUGUUAUUUAUGAUAAAAAUACUACGAUUAUCGUGAGAGUUACGGAAACUUCGAAUAUUUGUGCGUAUCCAAUUGUAAAAAUCGAAGCCGAAGAAACAAUUAUUCAAAAUGAGGUGCAAUUUGACAAUCUGCAAGAUUGUGUUUAUCGAAUUGUACCUAGUUUGAACUCAAAUUUCACAAACUUCAACAAACUUCGAAUAUAUUUCAAUGACUCUAAUCCAGAAUCUGAAGGCAUUCAAUAUUUCCAACGAAUCUAUUAUGGAGAUCAAGAAAACAAGCCACAUGUGAAAAAUAUCAAAACAAAUAGCAAGGAUUUUAUUUUAGAGCCUUUUGAUAUUCUGGUAAAAAAGUAUAUGAGCCCGCCGGAGAUUUUGGUGCAACUUUUUAAUGAGCGUAAGUUUUUUGCGCUUUUUAAUUAGAGUUUGUGAGAUUCUUUAGUGAAUUACUGUUGAAAAUAGUUUUUACUUUUUAUGUAUAGUAAAGUUUGUGAGGGCCCAAAAUUAUUUUUGCUUUUUGAAAAAUUACUAGUAUGUGCCUACCAACUAUUUUUUGCCACUUCAUAACUUAUUUUCCUUCAAUUUUCCAGCAUGUCUCUAUGGAAUCGAAACCAUCAAAAUCCUUCCUAAUCAAAAAGUUACAACUCGAGAAAUCGAAAAAGAUUUUUUGACUCACUGCAGUUUUCACAUAACCACUAUUUUGCGAAUUGAAAUUAUCGAUAAAAAACCGGAUGAAUACAUUAUUUUCGAUCAUAAUAUUCAAGUUCAAAAAGAUCGCAAAUUUAUAUUGGCGCAUUUGGAAAAUCGAGAACUUCAAGUAAUGAAGUGAGAGCCUAUCCAUGUGCUUUUUUUUCAAAUUUCAAAACAUUUUCAGCGAGUUUAAUUGGCAAAGUACAGCUGCUUUUAACACGACUGGAUUAUAUUUUGAACUAAAAGACAAUCAUGCAUUAUAUAUGGUGGCUUUGAAGAUUCUACGCGUGAAAGUUAAACCAGGAUGCCCGUAUUCCUUUUAUGAUUCUCAGCGAAUAACAGAUAAAGGUUUGACAAAAUUGGAGAUUCCUGGAUAUUGCGAAACUGUAGUUUAUCAUUGCCGAAUUCAUAAUCCAUCUAGACGAUACAAAUAUAUCGAUGUUCAUUUAUGGACAAACUCGAGUCAUUCCGAUGAUGCAGUUUUGAUUAGAUCAAAUGAUAAAGGAUUUAUCGCACGUCACGCAAAUAUGUUUGAAAAAGACGGAAGAACGGGAGCUACGACUAGUCGAGAUACUGAUAUUUCAUUUGUUCGAUUGAAUGGAAGUCAGGAGAAUUCGACGCAAGUUAUCUUCAAAUGGACAUUCCAAAUUAGUAAGACCGUUUCGAGAAAGGGUUAUAUUUUUCAAUCAUAAUUUCCUUGUAAAGUAUAGUUGAAAAUAGUGACCCAAAAAAUCUUGUCACGUCUCAGCUCAUAAUCUCUCAAAUUGUUAUUCAGAUUGCGAAUGUCCUGGAAUCCAAUAUAAAUUCCUGAAACUCGGAGACAAGAUUAAUGUAACAAGCAUUAAUUUUCCUGAAACAUAUUGUACAAAUAUGCAAUGCGUGAAUGCAUUCGAAACAGAACACGGUGCAAUUUUCGAACUUCAUCUUAAUCACUUCGAACUUGACACAUUGGGAGAUCAUUUAUCAAUUUAUAAUAGCUCGUUUUCGUUAAAUGAUAAUUUGGUGGAAUUUUUGGAUGGCCAGCAUAACUUGGGAUUUGUCAGAAGUCCGGGAAAUUUUGUGAAACUGGUUUUUGAGUCGGAUAGAAGAAGACCUAUUGAAAAGAAGAAUUUUGGAUAUAGUAUUACAAUUGAAGCUGUGAAAGAUUAUACAACUAUAGGUUCAAAUCCAGUAAUGACUUCGACUGAGGUCAUGUCUGUACCAAAAUCUGGAGGAUCAAAUGGAUUCAUAAUUUUAGGAUUUACUUUUUUCAUAGUUUUGUGUGUUGGUGGAAGUUUUGGCGUUUUGUAUAAGCUUGGGAAGUUGGGAUUUAUUUUGGAGAAAAUCAGGCGGUAA